AAACGCCACGUGGGUUUGAGAGUCUUGGAAUCUCAGAGGCUUUUCCAGAGUGUGUCCAAUGCGGGACGAACACGAUUACAAAUUACAGGGACGCGUGCUAAUCGUCGAUUGGAGAUCGUAUCCAACUUGUCAACGUCAUCAUUAGUCGUCAGUGAGUGCGAGCUCCAGAGGAGCGGACAGGUGAGGAUCGGUAUGGUUACCGUACCGUAACCCUCCUAUGCCUUAAUCAAUCAGAAAUUGCACAAUUGUUGGCCUUUCAUCGAGUGGAUCGAAGUUGAUAAUGACACUGAUACUGAUAUUGCACGCUCUGCGCCCCACACCACUUGCCUCUCUGAUUUCGCGCUAGGCCCAACGGCACCUGCAGAACAGAAGUCGAUUGGAGCCCCCCUUUUCCCCAUUCCCCAUUCCGAUAUGUCGGUGGUGGUAUGCCGGUUACCCGAUUCCCCAAUUCCCCAAUUCCCGACUCCCGAUUAAACGAUCGCUCGGAUCUUCGGCUACCGUUUGGCGUCGGUGUCGGCUUCGGCUUCGGUUCUGUUCGACUUCUGUUUUGGAAGUGCGAAUUGUAGGCGUGCUGCCAUGGUGGCACGGAUGGCAGACGGCGGGAAACCAUAAACCCAUUAUCGUUAUAUUGCUUGUACGAUUUGGGGGUCCCACGACUGUAAAAUCUGAUUUCUGUAGACGUGUCGUCGCUCGACUUGAACCGAUUCGAUAUGGGCGACUGGGGAAUGGGAGCUCGAACUAGAACUAAAACUGAGAUAAGACCUCUGGAGAAGACGCCGCCUCUCUCCGUCUCUCUUAGAGGGCUGCCCAGGUAGCAGGCAACGUGGCGAGGGGGGUGGGUUGUAGCCGAAAGGGGAAGAAAACUAAAAACUGAAAACUGAUAAUUGUGCAACGUACACAAACCUUGCUCGAGUUAUCAGUUGGAGUGACAACCGGAAAUUAAAGUUGAAAUCGACACGAUUACUUCAUUAGCUCUGUUUCGGGUCGUGUGUCGGGUGUGUCAGGGGUUAGCAAGGUCACCCUGGGAGCUGCUCUCCUCUCAGAGGAGCCAUAACUAACCAAUUAGCAAUUUGCCAGCGGUAGCAGGCGUAGCCAGGCACCUUCUCUCGUGGGGGGAGCGUGGGUGGAGCGUGGGCGGUGCGGAGUGUGCCAAGGUGAAACGCAAUCAGCAACAGAAGCAGAAGCAAAAGCAGAGCUGAGCAGAGAAACUGCCAAAGCCAAAGACUUGGGGCCCAAUUCGAUCAGGUGCAAGCGACACGGACAAAGCCAGAGACAGAGACAGAGACAGCGACAGAAACGGAGAGGGCCGAGGGCCACGUAGUCAGGGCGAGGGAUGAGCGGAGCUCCGUGGAGAUGUCAUUGGCGCGAACUUUGACUAAAGUGAAGGCGUAGAUGUAGACAGAAACAGAGUCAGAACAUCAGCGAAUAUGCCAAGGAAUGUCAAAAGAAAUGACUCUGACUGGAAAGGAUGGAUGAGUGCUCCAGCUCCAGUGCCAGCUCCAGCUCCAACGACUGCUCUUGCCUCAGUCCAAUGCCCAUCCCAGGCCGGAGUCGCACUUUACUGCAAAUGCAAAAACUUUAGACAGGGAAUCAAUUGUUUUUGCCUUGUUUUAUUUCACCCAAGCCCAAGACACGCAACAACAAUGGAAACAAUGGAAGAAGUAAACUUUUCCUUAUAUUCCGAUAUCCGCUGGACAGAUUUCCUGGAAAUGGAAUCAAAUAAUAAUCCUAACCAGAGGUUUGAUGAAUAGAAAUAUGAUAUUCAUUUUUAUGGGAUUGUAUGAUUCUUUGCUACCCUUCAUUACAAAUGUGAGAUCAGCGGAAUUUGUGAAUAGAUCUUAUAGCAUAGAUGGCGCGAAUACCAUACCACCCUCGACAUUUACGAAUCCGAGGGUAUGACUAGCGUUGGGAUUGGGGGGUGGAGAGUGUAACUAGCAACAAAUGGGCGGUCGGGGGCGUGACAACAACCGUGAAAAGAACUUGAGGAUGACAGUUAUGGGUUACAAAGGCAAGGAUUGAAUCAAAUAAAUAAGCGCGCAAGGUUCUCGUCUCGUCAUGUCAGGGGUCGGAUUGGAUCCAGGGGUUGAAUGGGAUUCGAUUGAACGGGUUACAUGGCCUGUGUGUCGGUGUUGGUGUUGGUGUGGGUGUGGGCGGGGGUGGUAACCUUACCACGUCCACGUCCACAUCCACGUCCACGUCCAUGUCAAGUUUGCAUGUGGCUGCAGGUAAUUCUUCAUUUCAUGCCGUUGUUUCGUUGCCUGUCCUCCUGCCCUUUACAUAAUCACAAUAAAUAAAUGAAGGAAUGAAGCGGCGAAUGGCGAAUCUAUUAGCAUAACAUCGCAUAAGACGUGUCCUGCUCGGGCUCUAGCUGUGGCUCUCAGAGUUUCCGAAUCCGAAUCAGUUGCAGUGGAGUCGCUGAGGCGUGAUGAACGUGUGGAAGGCAAAGGUGCUCACGGAGGUGCCCUUCGGGCAUGUGCUCGUCGUCAGUGGACGCGUCAAGCCACAUCCCAAUAAAAUCUCCCUGGACCUUACGGACAAUGUAAACGCGCAGAACGAGAGCGAGACGGUCUUCCUGAAGAUCGAGGCCAACUUCCGGGAGGGCCAGAUCAUCCGGAGCAUGUUCCAGCCCGGCGAGGGAUGGCAGCAGGAGGAGAUCUCCAAGAACUGGAAAAGCGAUGGUCCCAAGAACCCCCUGAUACCCGGCCAGAGUUUCACCUUCCGCGUGGCUGUGCUCCAGCGCUGCUUCGAGAUCUACGUGAACGAUCAGCUGUACGGAUCCUUCGAGUUCGUCAAGUUCCCCAAGCAAAUCAACUAUGUGCGAGCCUAUGGCGACUUCGAGAAGAUCACCCAGUUCCACCACCGCAUGCUGUUUCCCCUGGUCUUCCCGCGCACCCUCAUGUGCCCCGACCGCAUCGCCUUCCAGAGCGACGUGCCCCGCCGCUACGAGACGGGCACCGUCGUGGCCAUGGAGUGCAUCGCCAAGGGUCCACCCACCACGGAAUUCUCCAUCUGUUUCCAAUGCAACGACACCGGACGCACUGUGCUCCGCUUUCAGGUGAACUUUGACAGAACGACCGUCUCCCGGAGCUACCAGCGCGAGGACAACAGCUUUGCCAGCGACGACGAGGAGACCGAGGGCGAGUUCCCAUUCGUGCGGGGCAAGCUCUUCAAGAUCGCCUUUGGGCUCGGGGAUCGCGCAUUCCUGAUCGCCGUCAAUGGACAGUACUUUACGUACUACAACUUCCCGGUGCGCCCCUUCUCGAUAUCCACCCUCAAGUGCUUCACCAAUGACGUGGGCGACUUUGCCGUCAGGAGCCUGGAGUACCACUCCGAUUCCCCGCUACUGGCCCGCGUAGAGAAGCUAUCCAUCAUCUAAUGGGAGAUCGGCUUGGAUCGGAUCUUUGUUCAAUCGUUGGCUUUGAUAUUCCUGUAGAGCACCAGUUAACCUUCUUCUUGUGAGCAUUCAAAUAAAGCAAAGUCAACAAUCGAUAGCGUAGGUCCACUCUUAGGACUAAUCGGAUCUAUGCAAUCGAUCUAUUUAGUCGUUGAAAAUUCGGAACUAAGCCGAUCACUACUUAAUAAAUAAAGCAAAUCCUUACUCGA
Drosophila miranda is the source of this 3603-nucleotide messenger RNA. RefSeq lists its product as uncharacterized. The coding region runs from base 2426 to 3376 and encodes 316 amino acids. The transcript has 3 exons. NCBI's taxonomy places the organism in Eukaryota, Metazoa, Arthropoda, Insecta, Diptera, Drosophilidae. Gene Ontology annotation, molecular function: carbohydrate binding. The record is from RefSeq and is a predicted model, not a curated record.